CAACCUGAGAGACUCAACCUGAGAGACACAAGCUUCCAGAGACUAGACACCAGACAGGACCCAGAGAGACCAGACAGAACAAAAAAGAUACCUGAGUUAUGGAGACACAUCAGUGUGAAACCUGUGGGAAGAGCCUUUCCUCGUCCAGUAGCCUCAAGCAGCACAUGAAGAUCCACACUGGAGACAAGCCCUACAGCUGUGACCUCUGUGGCUAUAGUUGUACAACAAAUGGCAGUCUGAAAAGCCAUAUGUAUAUCCACUCUGGAGAAAAGCCUUACAGCUGUGACCUCUGUGGUAAAACCUUUAGCCGUUCUGGCCACUUGACAGUUCACCGCAGGACACACACUGGAGACAAGCCCUACAACUGUGACCUCUGUGAUAAAACCUUUAGCCAUUCUAGCCAAUUGACAGUUCACCGCAGGAUCCACACUGGAGAGAAGCCUUACAGCUGUGACCUCUGUGGUAAAACCUUUAGCCAUUCUGGCCAAUUGACAGUUCACCGCAGGACACACACUGGAGAGAAGCCCUAUUACUGUGACCUCUGUGGCUAUAGUUGUGCAACAAACAGCAGUCUGAAAAGCCACAUGUAUAUCCACUCCGGAGAAAAGCCUUACAGCUGUGACCUCUGUGGUAAAACCUUUAGACAACCUGGCCAAUUGACAGUUCACAGGAGGAUCCACACUAGAGAGAAGCCCUACAGCUGUGACCUUUGUGAUAAAACCUUUAUACAGAGCUGGGAUUUCAAAGUUCAUUGCAGAAUCCACACUGGAGAGAAGCCCUACAGCUGUGACCUCUGUGGCUAUAGUUGUACAACAAAUGGCAGUCUGAAAAGCCAUAUGUAUAUCCACUCUGGAGAAAAGCCUUACAGCUGUGACCUCUGUGGUAAAACCUUUAGACAACCUGGCCAAUUGACAGUUCACAGCAGGAUCCACACUGGAGAGAAGCCUUACAGCUGUGACCUCUGUGGUAAAACCUUUAGACAACCUGGCCAAUUGACAGUUCACAGCAGGAUCCACACUGGAGAGAAGCCUUACAGCUGUGACCUCUGUGGCUAUAGUUGUACAACAAAUGGCAGGCUGAAAAGCCACAUAUAUAUCCACUCCGGAGAAAAGCCUUACAGCUGUGACCUCUGUGAUAAAACCUUUAGCCAUUCUGGCCAAUUGACAGUUCACCGCAGGACACACACUGGAGAGAAGCCCUAUUACUGUGACCUCUGUGGCUAUAGUUGUGCAACAAACAGCAGUCUGAAAAGCCACAUGUAUAUCCACUCCGGAGAAAAGCCUUACAGCUGUGACCUCUGUGGUAAAACCUUUAGACAAUCUGGCCAAUUGACAGUUCACAGCAGGAUCCACACUAGAGAGAAGCCCUACAGCUGUGACCUUUGUGAUAAAACCUUUAUACAGAGCUGGGAUUUCAAAGUUCAUUGCAGAAUCCACACUGGAGAGAAGCCCUACAGCUGCCCACACUGUGACUAUUCAGGUCAAACAAAUGGCAAUCUGAAGAGUCACCUGCGUAUCCACAAUAAUAAAACAAAAACAAAGCAGUGAUGUCUGGGGCCAAGCUGUCCCAGCAGUCACCACCUGAGAGACCUUCUGUAUGACCCACAGCUGGAAGAACUACUGGCAUACACCUACUGGGACAGUACAUGAAGUAACACCAGAUCUACAGUCCAACAUGACAGAACACAGGAAAGAUGCUCUACCCCUGUAAUGAUGGAGGGAAAGCUGUGUCAGACUGGGUAGAA
Molecule: messenger RNA, 1744 nt
Organism: Osmerus eperlanus (European smelt)
Lineage: Eukaryota; Metazoa; Chordata; Actinopteri; Osmeriformes; Osmeridae
Product: zinc finger protein 658B-like
Exons: 1
Coding region: 99-1547 (482 amino acids)
Biological process (GO): regulation of transcription by RNA polymerase II
Molecular function (GO): DNA-binding transcription factor activity, RNA polymerase II-specific; RNA polymerase II cis-regulatory region sequence-specific DNA binding
Source: RefSeq, a predicted model, not a curated record